CAACCUUCUAGAGCAACCCCGCUUUCCAAAUUGGAAGGACUAGUGUGUGGGGGGUGCAUGGAAAGUGCGGCCUGCAACACCUAACUAUAGCGUGUUCAUUCGGUCAUACCUUCGCCUACUGCGCACUGCGCAGCUUCUUACUGUUCAAACUCUCAUAACCAACGAAGUCCACGAUCAACUAUCUCUUUCCGACGCAUACUACAAGAACAAGACGAACGUGAAAGAUACACAUAAAGUAAACUUAACACACGGGACACGGCCAGAAAUACUAAACUAAACACUGGGGCCACGGCCAGAAAUUGUCAAGGACCCAACAACCACGACUCGCCGUUAAAUACAUCCAUCUCUGCACCAUUGGACAUACAAGCUGCACAAACCUCCAGCUCCUUGGAAGAAGAAUUCGGCACUCGCAUCAAACCACCACCAUCCAUUCCGAGCUUAGCUAGCUAGCUGAUCCCAAUGGCGAGCAGCACCGCCAUCUCUUGCCUGGCUGCGCUCCUGCUCCUCGCAGCCGCCGCGGCGCCGGCGUUCGCGGCGGAGAAGGAGACCCGGCUGCGGGUGUACUGGCACGACGUGGUGAGCGGCGGGCCGAACGCGACGGUGGCGCAGGUGGCGCAGGCGCCGUCCUCCAACGCCUCCGCCACGGGCUUCGGCGGCAUCUCCGUCAUCGACGACCCGCUCACCGAGGGGCCCAGCCUGACGGGCUCCAGGAUCCUCGGCCGCGCGCAGGGCCUCUACGUCAGCUCCGGCAAGGACAGCCUGUCGUUGCUCAUGGCCAUGAACUUCGUCUUCGUCGACGGCGCCUACAACGGGAGCAGCAUCGCCAUCGUCGGCCCCAACCCGGUGAACCGGGCCGUCAGGGAGAUGGCCGUGGUCGGCGGCACCGGCGUCUUCCGGUUCGCGCGCGGCUACUGCCAGUUGCGGACCCACUGGUUUGACGCCAAUACCGGCGACGCCACCGUCGAGUAUAGGGUCCAUCUUCGCCACGACUGAUGCAUGCAUCCUUGUUUCGUGCCCGGUCGGUGCUGUGAUUGUUAAUUCGUUGUUCUGAUCCAAUAUAUGAUUUCCUGAUUUCCAAUAUAUGAUUUCCUGAUUUUACCAAUAGCUUAUUUGCAUUUGGAGCGUAAGUGUAUAUGUUUUUUGAGGUGAUUUAUUCGGAAAUAAAUAGUGGAUUCGCCUAA
Aegilops tauschii subsp. strangulata is the source of this 1181-nucleotide messenger RNA. Its product is annotated as dirigent protein 22. NCBI's taxonomy places the organism in Eukaryota, Viridiplantae, Streptophyta, Magnoliopsida, Poales, Poaceae. The record is from RefSeq and is a predicted model, not a curated record.